Anarrhichthys ocellatus (wolf-eel) is the source of this 2287-nucleotide messenger RNA. It is a transcript of the gene pld5, whose product is annotated as phospholipase D family member 5. The transcript has 10 exons. The record is from RefSeq and is a predicted model, not a curated record. The coding region runs from base 266 to 1720 and encodes 484 amino acids. Lineage: Eukaryota; Metazoa; Chordata; Actinopteri; Perciformes; Anarhichadidae. Gene Ontology annotation, molecular function: catalytic activity.
GUAUAGGCAGCUCACACACACACACACACACACACACACAGCCAGAGGCUGGAAGAAGCAUGUCAGGACAUGGGACGGACCAGGAUUCGAGGUGCACAUACACAUACCUUCCAGGACAGUGAGGAACCAGCAGGAUGAAGACGGUGGCAAAGAGUGAAGACAUCAGAGCAGGACAGGCUACGAGUGGGUGAUGAAGACAGAGAGACAGACGGACAAAGAUGUGUGACUGAGCUGCAGUGUCCCCACCUGUUAGAGUGCUGCUCUCAUGGCGGGACCGACCACACAGCAGGAGCCCUUGAAGACCCAGCAGAAGUGCAUUGCCAUCUUUGCCCUUCUCUGCUGCUUUGCUGUGGUGGUGGCGCUGAUCUUCUCAUCAGUGGACAUUUGGGGGGACGAUGAGGACGGUAUCACAGAGGAAAACUGCAGCAGAGACUGCAGCAUUGUGCUUGUGGAGAAUAUUCCAGACGACCUCUUUCUCCCCAUGGAUGGCAGACCCCACCUCCCUCUCUCUGCUGGCUUUCAUACAUUGUUGGACAAGGCAAAGCACUCAGUUGAGGUGGUCUCACCUGUCUGGGCCUUAAACCCCUGGGACCUCGAAACAACGCCAAGCUCUGCCAAACAGGGUCAGCUGUUGUUCCAGAGACUGCUCAGCCUGAAAUCUCGUGGGGUGAAGCUGAAGAUUGCCAGCAGUCUGACUAACUCUGCUGAACUGAAGACCUUGGCAGCACACAAUGCAGAGGUUCAUUUUGUUAAUAUGACAGCUUUUACCAGAGGAGGACUGCAUUCCUCGUUCUGGAUAGUGGAUCGGAGGCACAUUUACAUCGGGAGCGCUGAUAUGGACUGGAGGUCACUCUCCAAGAGGAAAGAACUGGGGGUGGUGGUGUAUAACUGCAGCUGUCUGGCUCUGGACCUCCACCGAGUCUUUUCGUUUUACUGGCAGCUCCACGAGAGGGACUACAUCCCCUCUAUCUGGUCGAAGAGAGUUACAGCCCUGUACGGGAGGCACGACGCCCUGGAGCUACAACUCAACGCCUCAGAAGCCACUGCUUACGUGUCUACCUCUCCCGAACUCUUCUGCGCUAGAGAUCGCACCCGAGAUGUCGAUGCCAUCUAUCAAGUCAUCCAGAGUGCAAAGACAUUCAUCUUCAUAUCUGUGACGGACUACCUCCCUCUGUUGAGCAGGAGCUUCAGAGGAACGUCAGUCACAAGGUACUGGUCAACUAUUGAUGAGAUGAUCAGAGAGGCUGUGGUCCUGAAAGGAGUCAGAGUUCGCCUGCUGAUAAGCUUCUGGAAGAAGACCCACCCCCUCACCUUUAACUUUGUCACCUCCCUCAAGUCGCUCUGCAUGCAGCUGCCCAACUGUUCGGUAGAGGUGAGGUUUUUUAGUCACAAGGAGAAAGAGGAAGACAUUCAACACGGACUCAACCACAACAAGUACAUGGUUACCGACAACGCUGUCUACAUUGGGAACCACGACUGGGUCGGGAGUGACUUUGCCAUCAACACAGGAGUCGGGCUGGUGGUCAAGACGAAAAAUAGCCUUGAAGGCAGGGGAGUCCUGGAACACUUCAAGGCUGCUUUUGAGAGAGACUGGAGGUCACGUUACGCUAAGAGUCUUCAAGGAAACAAAGAUCAACUGAGAUUCAGAAACCUGCAUCAAGUGAAAGUUAAUCUGCAGACUGAGGAGGAAAAGGAGCGGAACGACCCUUUAUCAUUAUAAGCAUAGAACGUCUGUCUAUAUCCUCAUCGGGCUGAAUAUACAACACAUGUACACAAUAUGAGAAUGUGACGUACACUAUUAGACUUGACAUUCAUUUUGUGACAUUAUUUUAAUAUAUUCAGAUGCAAUCAACAAAGACAAUGUUUGAAGUAAUAAGUUGACUCACUACAGUUGCAAGUUACAGUAACGGUAUCUAACUACUUCAUUAAAUGUUGACUGUUAUAUGAGCAUGCUAUGCUGCAUGAAUAUUGAAAGCAAUAUUCAAAUUCAAUCUAUAUAUAUUAUGACAAGCAAUAUGCUGAUUAUAAAAUCAAUAUGCUCUGUGUGAAUCUUAUUUAAAUCCAUAAACAUAUCCCAUCAAACUCACCAAAAUAAAUCAUUUAGUAUUUAAUGAUGAUGCAAUGUUUUUGUUGACAGUUUUAAUUUGUAUUUUACAGACAUUUUAAUACUUUUUGCAUCACAUUUAGGACUUUACUGAUAUAAAUGAAUAGCACACAGGCUUCACCGAUGUGACGACUGUUUAUCAUCUCAUUGAAAAUGUUCAUCUGACCAUAUAAAAUGUGCUUU